AUGGGCAACUCCUCCAGGAAGGGUGAAGAGGAAGAGGCAGAAGAUGGGGCAAAGGACGGCGAGGAAGAAGAAGAAGUCGCAGAAAAAGAGAAAGAGGUGGAGGUAGAGGAAGAGCCGGAACUUCCAUUAGGAGUGGAGGAGUUGCUGGAGAGUGGAGAUCCUGUGUUGGAUUUAAGCUAUCGAAAAUUUAAGAAACUACCUUCACGUGUUUGUGGACUGAUGCAUCUCGAGAAGUUGUACGUUUGUGGCAACAGUUUGCGCACUUUGCCAGAGAGCAUCUCCCAGCUGCGGGGUCUGCGUAUACUCGCCCUUGACUUCAACAAGAUGGAAGAUGUUCCCCCAGCCGUGUGCGAGCUCACCAACCUCACCCGUCUCUACCUGGGCAGCAACCGGCUGAUGAGCCUCCCACCGGAGCUGAAGAACCUGCAGAACCUGAAAUGUUUGUGGGUGGAAAGCAACUACUUCCACAGUUUUCCAAAGGAGCUAUAUGACUUACCCCACCUUAAGUCCCUCCAGAUUGGGGACAACCGGCUUAAAACGCUGCCUCCUGACCUUUGCCGCAUGGAAGCUCUGAGAGGAUUAUGGUUGUAUGGAAACCGCUUUGAUACCUUCCCAAGAGUCCUUCUGCGCAUGGAAAACUUGGAGAUCUUGGACUUGGACAAGAAUAAAAUAUCCGAAUUCCCAAGCCUGAGGCGUCUCCGAGCCCUGCGCCUUUUCUCCUAUGACCACAACCCAGUCGAGGAGCCUCCCAGAGUGGGUGAGGAGGUGCUGGUCGUAGGGGAAGGGGCUGCAGAGUUCUUAGAGGCACGUGAGGCUCGCAAGGAGAGACUACGAAAGGCUGCGGAGGAGGCAGAGGAGCAAGCUUUGGCAGAAUCGCUGGCCGAAGAGCCUGUGAUUCAUGGCAUCCUGAAGAACAGCAACUCCAACUCCAAACAAGCAACCAACGGAUCUGUGGUGAUCGUAGAGGACCCAGGUGUGAAAGAGGAUGAGUCCCCCAUUAGGGACGAAGAGGGAGGGUGUGUGCAGUUCCCACUGGCAGGGUAUGAUGGAACAGAGCUUGAAUAUGAUGAGGAGUUGGUUGAGUAUGAGACAGAGGAGCUGAUAUAUGAGGGAGAGGGCUUUGAGUAUGAGGGAGAGGGGCUGGAGUAUGAGAGGGCUCAAAUGGACUAUGAGUAUGAAGAGGGGGAAGAGGUGGGAGACAUGGGGAGACAGGAUGAAGGGGCAUGA
Menidia menidia (Atlantic silverside) is the source of this 1227-nucleotide messenger RNA. NCBI's taxonomy places the organism in Eukaryota, Metazoa, Chordata, Actinopteri, Atheriniformes, Atherinopsidae. The record is from the annotation of a GenBank genome assembly.